CAUUUGCGCAGAACCGACAAAGAUGUACUCGAUAGGACCCUGCAAUCACCCGACCUGUCAUAUAUGUGCAGUAAGGCUGCGGGCUCUAUACAAGACCAGGGAAUGCAGUAGCUGCAGAUCCACGAUGAACCGACUCAUCUUCACCAGCUCACCCACAAAGCACUUUUCCGACUUCACCGGAGAGGAUCUGCCGUAUUCUGAUGCUAAGCUGGCCAUCAGCUUCGAGACGAGAGAAGCCAUGGAGGACACUCUCAUCCUCUUGCGCUACAACUGCCCAGACGAGAGGUGUGAGGUGACGAGCGCAGGAUGGGCGGACCUGAAGAUGCAUGCAAAGAGAGACCAUGAUCGCUUGAUCUGCGACUUGUGUAUCAAGAACAAGAAAAUCUUCUCUCAUGAGCACGAGAUGCAUACACAACAGUCUUUAGCAAGUCACAUGAAGGGCGAUCAUCGCUUCUGCGAGUACUGUCAUACUCACUUCUACUCAGACGACGAACUCUACACCCACAUGCGCGACAAGCAUGAGCAGUGCCACAUCUGCAAAGCUUCCGGCAGCGAGACGGAGCGCUGGCAAUAUUUCCGAGACUACAAUAUGCUCGAGCACCAUUUCAGGCAACGACACUUCCUGUGCAUGUCAAAGGACUGUCUGGAAAAGAAGUUCGUGGUCUUCGACAGCCAGAUGGAUUUCAAAGCGCAUCAGGUCGCAGAGCAUGGAGCUGAGCUCAGCAACAGAGAGCUGAAGGAGGCGAUGAGGAUCGAAGCGAACUUUCACUAUGAGGAUCCAAAUGCUGCAGGGUCCUCCAGUGGCUCAGCACCGCGAGCCCGGCGAGAUAAGCGUGGCGGGCGUGGGCCUGCUGAGCCAGAUCCUCCCACACGGAGCGACCCUCUUGCUCUUUCGUCCUUGGCCCUACGCGCCAAUGUUCCUGGCGCAGGACCUGCCAAUCACAGCAGACGUAUCCACUUUGGCGGCCACACGACUACGACGGGCGAGAGCUCUCAGCAGCAAGCUGCUAAUGCCCUGGCAGCAUCUAACUCGCGCUCUGCAGCCGGGGGUUCCUCCUCGGACAAGAGCGCAACAGAGAGACACGAGGCUUACCUUGCGCGAGUCCAGGGCAUCCUCGGUGGUUCAGAAAGCAAGCUGGCCUCGUUCAGAUCAGCAGUGAGAAUCUUCCGAGCAGGAGAAAUGUCUGCCAAUGACCUCGUCGACAACACUUACUCGCUGGUGGACGAUCUAGACAAUACAGCCGUUGUCAUCAAUGGGCUGGUAGACUUGCUCGACACGGAUGCGGACAAGAAGAAUGCAGUCUUGCAAGCGUGGAAUAAGCUCAGGAUCGAAAGGACGCAGUUUCCGUCUCUGGUACCAGUCGCACCGGGAAGCGGCAGCUACGCAUCAGUUGGCAGCGGCUUUCCCUCUGGCUCCAUCCGUAACAUCAAGAGCAGGGCGGCCUCCAAUAAUCAGAUCUGGGAGAAUGUCGAGAGGGCAGCUGCAAGGGGCAGUGGUCAAACUUCUAGCAGACUAGGUACGAACAGGGAGCAUUUUCCAACACUGGGCGCAGCAGCAGGCUCCAAGCAUUUCACUGCCUCGUCCUCUGCGAGUGCUAAGUCUACAGUACCCGGCUCGGCUUCGCAUGCAGCCAAGGUAAAUGCCAAUCUGAGAGCUGUCCAUGGUUCCACACCUUGGUCACAGGCGUCUUCUACGACUCGAGUCGCCCCUCCUACUAUGCCGAGCCCACCUGUCCCAUACUCUUCCUCAUCCUACCCGAGUGCCAGUAAAGCAUCCAAUGGCUCGGCAUCCAAAGCGCCAAAGGGCAGCAGCGGCCAUGCCUUUCCAGCUCUGCCGCUCAACGCCAAUGCCUCGGCGAUUGCGGCUCAGAAGCGGGCCUUGUUCAAUCGUGCUGGUCCAGGCUCGGGUGGGACGUCAGGAAGCUCGACUCCUUGGCUUGUUGCGGGGAAUGGAGGGAGCAGUCGUGGCGGGGGUGGUCGGAUUGAUUCGCCAGGUUCUCCAGAGGAGAGGGCCAAUCCGCUUGAUGUCUCUGCCGUUGGUAGGAGACUCAACGAUGUUGGACUGGGAGGCGCUGGUGGUAGUGGAGCCAGCACGCCUGGUGGAGGUGGUAGUGGUGAAGGCGGCUCGAAGGGCAAGAAGAAGAAGGGCGUGGCGGUGAUGAGCCUGGGAGGUGUCCAUCGAGGUGCCUAG
This is a messenger RNA of Microstroma glucosiphilum, 2191 nucleotides long. RefSeq lists its product as hypothetical. The record is from RefSeq and is a predicted model, not a curated record. Gene Ontology annotation, molecular function: ubiquitin protein ligase activity; ribosome binding. The transcript has 2 exons. Gene Ontology annotation, biological process: rescue of stalled cytosolic ribosome; protein ubiquitination. The coding region runs from base 23 to 2191 and encodes 722 amino acids. NCBI's taxonomy places the organism in Eukaryota, Fungi, Basidiomycota, Exobasidiomycetes, Microstromatales, Microstromataceae.